Penicillium paradoxum is the source of this 3699-nucleotide messenger RNA. Its product is annotated as Sec7 domain protein. Gene Ontology annotation, biological process: regulation of ARF protein signal transduction. Gene Ontology annotation, molecular function: guanyl-nucleotide exchange factor activity. The transcript has a single exon. Lineage: Eukaryota; Fungi; Ascomycota; Eurotiomycetes; Eurotiales; Aspergillaceae. Bases 1 to 3699 code for a protein of 1232 amino acids. The record is from RefSeq and is a predicted model, not a curated record.
AUGGACAACCCCCCAAGAACCAGCGAGUCGGGAGAGGAUCGAGACCCGCAUGAUCUGUCUCUAUCCCCGCAACAUGCUACACGGACAUCCAUUGUUGACAACAUGCUUCUCUCGCUCGAUCAAUUUGCCCCCAGUUCAUCUGUUCUAGACGACUACCGGCUCUUCAACUCAGCAUUUGAAACAGACCACCAAAGCCAUUACUCGCAAGAGUCUUAUUCGCACGGCCGAUACCGUGGCCACACAUUCUCCUCGUCAAUGUCCUCAGAACUAGACUACGGGUUUGAAGAUGCGACGGCCCGCUACCCAACGGCCACAGCGGCCCAGGGCCAACGCAGCAACAGUAGUUCCAAUCACCAGACAACGCCGAGACAAGUGGGAAGCUCACGGGGUGGUACCGGCACUAUACCACGAUCGAACACCGCUCGGCAAGGUAGCAAGGGGAGCUCAGCGUCCGCUGUGGACUAUACAUACACAAUUCCCAGAGCACGAACGGAUCAAGGAUUAGACCGACGCUCAGCCAGUUUUGAUUGUGGCCCAAAACGAGCGUUUGCGCCCUCCACGAGUGUGCCGGCAGGACCAUUCUACGAUGAUCAUGAUGCGGCACCCACUCCGAGUGUGCCAGCGGGGCCACGAAAGGUCCAGGACUGCGCGCGCACACCGGUAGCCUCGCGACGGAAUAGUAUGAAAUCCGCCCAAGCCCCUCUAAUCCGGAAGGUUCAGCCUGAGAACACCAACACAAACCCACAGAGAGAUGACUUCCAAACUACCGACACAGCCGCCAUCGCGGGAUCGUUGGACCCCCCUGCUCCUAGUCCGACUAUAUCCUACAACAAACCGGCUUUUCCUCCACCAGAACCAAUCUCAAUUACCACCAUUCCCACCAACCCGAAAGAAAGGCCGGGUUUCUUCCGGCGUGUCUUUGGAUCCAAGACCUCAGCUCCCCUCCCCGCAGAUACAACAAGUGUAUAUGAUGUAUCACAAGAACAUAAAACGACGACCAGUCUGAAUGCAACGAAGACCCCUGCAGUUGCUUCUCCUUCCUCCGCCCGCACAGGACCCCAUCAGGUUGUGAACAAGAAAUCUUCCUUCUUCCGUAGAAGGAAGCGAUCAGUACCUGAUCAUGCACCUCCACCAAUUGUAAUUCCCCAGCACCUUGCACCACAGACUAUGGAUGCAUUGCCAGCCCCAAGUCCAGUGAGCAGCCUGCGACAACUCAUGAAUCCUUAUCUCGACGAAGAGAAUUUGGACGGCGAGGCUAACAGACAAUCGGAAUUCUUGCAGGCUCAAAAAGAAGUUUCCUCCCGAACCAUACCCUUAGCUCCUACCUCAUCCGCCGAGAAAGAUUUCUCGGGCAGCGAAAUCUCCACAGACUCUGCCAUGCAGGAAAUGUCUCAGAGUGUUGCCGCUUCUCUUACCUUGUCCCCUGUGGUCGAGGAUUUCUCUCGCAGCAUCACAUCACACGCAGAUGCUCCUCAGAUCAAUAUAUCAAAGUCGCCUGUAGACCCAGUGUCUCCCAUGGAUGCUAUAUCUCCUGUGGACUCCAUAUCAACAGCAUCGCACUAUCACACCGCUGUGAACACACCACUCAUCGAACAGGAAGAGCCUGAUCCAGCCCAAGACAAUGAACCUGGCGAUGCCAUUGAAUAUGGUCCCACGGCAUUAGACCGCGAACAAGCUCAAAAGCUCUUCGACAGCCAGGAUCAGGUAGUGGGCAAUGAGCCUGCUGCCGCAUGGCUGGGAGAUCCCGAUCGGGCAAUGGUCCGGGAAGCAUACAUGCAGCUGUUCAACUGGUCCAACCUCAAUAUUGUCGCCUCUCUCCGGGCUCUCUGUGAUCGGUUGGUGCUCAAAGGAGAAACGCAGCAAGUGGAUCGUGUUUUGGAUGCCUUUUCAUCUAGAUGGUGUGAUUGCAACCCAAGUCAUGGCUUCAAAGCUACCGAUGUUGUCCAUACAAUUUGCUAUUCUAUCUUGCUCUUAAACACUGAUCUGCACUUGGCCGACAUCGACUCAAAGAUGACAAAAUCACAAUUUGUCCGAAAUACUAUGCCCACUAUCCACCGAGUGGCAAUGGAUGCUGCACCUGAAGGAUUCCAAACUUUGCAAAAACUUAACCCCGUAGAGGGGUUGGAUCAUGAGCAUGGUGGUCUCCAUGAUGCCGGUCCUUUGGUCAAUACACCUUUUACCGGAACAGUGAGGGCUUGGGAGCAACAGGUUGAAGCUGUGCUCAAAGAAUUCUACACGUCAAUUCAGAAGGAAAAGUUGCCUUUAUUCGGUGCCCAGCCAGAACGAGAGAUACAUCGUAUGUCGUCCCACAACUUUUUGGGACCCUCCAGCGGCACUCUUCGUAGAAGCCCCAGCACAAUCAGCAAGAGUGGUUCUGACAUCUUUCCCCGCGGCCGUUCUGCCAAUUCAAACCACGGAGCUGCACGGUGGUCAUCCAAGCCCCGCUCCCGGGCUGGGAGGCUUUAUCCCCCCUCGAUGAUGGGGUCUAGUCGCACCAGCCUAGACGAUCAAUCAUCUGUUUGGAGCCCGACUGGAUCCAGUACGUGGAGUAAAUAUUCCCUAGGCAAGUUCACUUCGGCCUCUGUGGAUUCAUUUGGCUCAGACUUCCCCCGCGGUGAGUACCAACAAUCCAUUGGUUUUGCCAAUGCCCUGAGCCAGGCCAUCAUCCGAGAGGAUUCUGCAGCCUCGGUAUAUAGCUUUGAGGAACCUGAGCGAACAACCCCUCUGCUCGAAGACGACACAUUGGCUCUGGCCGGGGCUCCGUGGGCCAAGGAGGGCAGCCUGAAGCAUAAGCAUCACCUGGAUGCGGUGGACAAACGGGCCAAGGAUCGGAACUGGAACGAUUGCUUUGCGGUUAUACAGCAAGGUUGGAUGCGCCUUUUCUCGUUCAACAGCCCCACCAAGUCAAUGCGCCAAAAGACUAGACAGCCAGGAGGCAUUGUGGUCGGUGGCGGCAACUGGACCGAGAAUGCGGAAGAGCUUUGGAAGUUUAUGCUGCGCCAGACCAUCGCCAGUGCCCUUCCAUCGCCCGGAUACUCAAAAUCCCGUCCUUAUGUCUGGGCUUUGAGCCUGCCCACUGGGGCAGUCCAUCUCUUCCAAGUUGGAACGUCUGAGAUUGUCCGGGAAUUUGUUUCCACGGCCAACUACUGGAGCGCGCGAUUGUCCAAAGAGCCCCUUAUCGGAGGCAUCAGCAAUAUUGAAUAUGGGUGGAGUGACGGUGUCAUCAACAGUGCCCUGAUUGGGGAUGAAAAUCGAUCCCCACCACCUUCAUCGGGCGCCAGGGCGAGUAUGCAAAGCUCCAUCCGAAGCUCCAUGGAUCAACAGGGCGUGCGACCCCGACUUCCUGCGGAUCGGGUCACCAUCAGCGAUUGGAGUCCACCGCAACAGAGUAUGGUCGCCUCGAACCUGACCGAGGAGGAACAACUGAAGGCCUUGCAGGCCUAUGUGAAGAAUGUGGAAGAUGAUCUUACCCGCCACAAUGAAUUGCGUGCUGCGAUGAACCUUGCUUUCUCUCCACGCCACCCCAAUGCUGCCAAAUCCAUGGUGAACUGGGAACGCAAAUCAGCCUAUCUAUUGCGCGAGAUUGUCAAAUUCCGCACCUACAUUGACUCUCUCCGCAAUGCCAUCAAUUCUAAAGAGAAAAUCUUCGCCUCCAACAUCAACAACUCUCAGGAGAACGAGGAACCGGCUGUGUCGUAA